Molecule: messenger RNA, 1053 nt
Organism: Cuscuta epithymum
Lineage: Eukaryota; Viridiplantae; Streptophyta; Magnoliopsida; Solanales; Convolvulaceae
Source: the annotation of a GenBank genome assembly
UGAUUAAAGCCCUAAAAAUGAAUACUCCGUAUUACAUAUACACGCCGCUCUUCUUCUUCCACCGAGCCGCAUCUUCCCUUUAGUUCGGCCAAACAGAGCUAUCGCUAAAUUGAGUCUUGGAUUACAUCUCAUACCUGAUUUUAAAGAAGAGCUUACCGGAAGACGUUAUCAAGGUGUCAUACUUGUUUGAGUAUUUUGGAUUCAGCUGCUAACAGUAUAGUGCCGGCGUUGAGGAGAGAAAGCUGAAAGAGCUAAAAGCUCAGAGAGCUCAGAGACCGACGAAGGAGAUGAGUAGCGGCUGUGGAAGGAAAGGGCCGCCGAAGCACCAGAACAGUUUCGCCUGGAAGCCUAACGGCGGGAAGAAGAUCAACGAAUCAGAACUUGGAGGGAGGUUCAAGCCUUACUCAGAGAUAACUGGUGUUUGCGCACGCUGUAAGGGACAGAUAGACUGGAAGCGGAAGUACGGCAAGUACAAACCCCUGACCGAGCCUGCCAAAUGUCAGAAGUGUUCGAAAAGGAAUGUUCGCCAAGCUUACCACAAUAUCUGCAAUGGUUGUGCAAAGGAGCAUAAUGUGUGUGCCAAGUGUUCCUGUCGAGUUGACCACAUCAUUGGAAGAGAUUUAUCAGAAAUAGAGGCUGAGAAGAAGACUCUGGAAGAGGCAAUAGUAAAUGCACGCGAGAGGGACAAGAGGAGUCUACUACGAUCUAUGAACAAAGGAAAAUUUCUCAAUUCAGCGAAAUCCACAUGCCAGAAUGGCAAAGUGGGUGAAGUAGUCCCGGGGUCCUCAUCAGUUGAACAAGACGCUGGAUCCGCCCAUGGUGACAAUGAUGCUAAAAUUUCAACCCAAAAUGAUGAGUUAGCUGACGACGAUGAUGAUGACAGCAUCAAUAAUGAUGAGGACGAGGAAGAGGCUGACGAUGAUGACAUUAGUAGUUGAGAUGCAUUGUCAUGGAAUGUUAUUGAUCUCAAGAAUUUUAUAUCCCCUACAUGGAUUUUGAGUAUGUUCUAUACCCCCCUUGGGUAACUUGAGCUAUAAACUAGAUGAAAACCCA